AUGGCGGACGCGGGCGGCGCCGGGAAUUCCCCCGACGGCGAGGAAUACGAGUCAUGCUUCGAUUUAAUGAAGAACAACGCCAUCGAGGUCAAGAAGGGGGGACGCGGAGAACGGGCCUGUCCCAAUUGUUGGACGGCCUGGGAAAGGGGUUCGUCGACGUGUGGUAACUGCACGAUUAAGAAGUUACCCGCGAGGACGUCGCGCCGCGGAAAACAGGUCGAAUUUGAAGCAAAGCAGCAGCCGUCCAAGGCCGAUGUCGACGCGGCGGCCCGCGCGAAAAGGCCGCGGCCGCCGCGGGAAAGGAGGAACUGCAGCCAGUGCCAGAAAUCUUGUGUAAAGGCUCAGAUGAAAGAGGACUGGGACGAACCGGCGGAUGAGCGCUGGUGCGACGUUUGCUGGAAGAACGAGAGGCGAGUAUUGACAACAGAGCCGGUCCGGCUCAACGAAGUGGUGUACAUUAAAUCCGGAUCCGACUAUUCUACAUCAGUAGAGGUGCCCAACGCCACGGACGGGCUGCGCUGCAAGGUCGUCGUGGAUGUUACAUUAGAGAUCGUGAAGGACGAGCCCGAGGACGCGAAGCAGGAGCGCGCGCGCGCCAAGGUCUCGAGAUUCAUGGGAAAUAAUUAUGGUAGCUGCCACGGCAAGGUCGUGAACGUCGUCGACGGCGAAAGAUUAGGAGAGUAUGCAACUAGGGUGUCCGUGAAGCGGGACAACGAGAACGACUUGUAUGUGGAGAAGAGAAAAGUAGAAGAAGCGCUCGCGAAGACCCAAAACGGGACGCGUCCACCACCCAAGAAAGAUUGGGGCCCCUUCAGGCGGGACGGGGACUGCUACUACUUAGGACACGCCCGGGAGUUGUUUAGUGAAGAACGGUACAAGCUAGUGUUAGCGAGGGAGUUGGACCAGUUCCCUAAGCAGGAGGACGCGGACUCGGACGAUGGGGACGAGGACGAGGACGAGGACGAGGAGAACGAGGACGCCGUCGACGAAUUUACAUACGUGAGAAGCGAUAGUUCUAAGGUCGACGUCGACUUUGACACGUUCUCGUGGGCCGCGGAGGAGUUUUUUUAUAGAAGACCGGCAGUCCCUGCGUAUGGAAAUAGACGCUUCGGCCACUUCGGCAGCACGCCCAAGGAGGUCGUGACGAAUUGCCUUUACCAGUGUCAAGUGAGCCUCGUGUCGCAAUUGAACAUACCUAAAGAUGAAUUGCUCAUGAAGCUCGCGGAGGGCAAGGUCAAGGAGCUCGAAGAUGCAGGUAUCAAUGUGUCGCCCGAGAAAUUGAAAUCCAUGGUCGCGGACGUUAGAAAGGCCUUUGAAGGCCUGCCGUUUGAUGCGGAUGAAAACGAUCGGGAUUGGAAGCGCAAUAGAUUCAAACGUGCGUCUUGUGUGGCGAUGGGCGUCACGCUGAUGAAGGUCAGAGGAGUCCCGAGGUACGUGGUGACCAGUUCUCCUGAAUAUAACUAUGAGUGCACGGACGAGGGGCACAAGCUGGCGCUGGAGAAGGCGUUGGAGUUGUCGCCGUCGCUGCGCAAGCGUUACGAUGAAGCCUGUGCCGUGCAGAGCUUGUUAAGUGAUCUCUCGGACGAAGGAGACGACGACGACGAGGAGCACACUGGUUCGACGUCGAAGGAGAUCUUCGAGGCGAUGAUGGAAAAGGUGGACACCACGUUACAUGACAGCGAUAUUGAUAUCUCCCUCGUCGCGACCGACGAGCGACUUUUACUGCCACUGCAGAUCGGCUUCAACAUCAAGACGAGGGCGACGCCCGCGAAGACGCAGAAGCUGUGGGAGCUCGCCGAAGCCGCGACGGUCGCCCUCGGGCAGGUGGACCAGUUUGAACUAGUGGAAAAGGUCAACGAGCUCGCGUCGGGGCCCGACGGCCUCAAGAGAGAGGCCCUCGCAGAGGCGUAUAAGCUAGACCUCGUCGAGGACAAAGACAAGCUCGAUAUUUUGGAAAAGUUCUUCGUGGUCGGCACGACGUAUCGCCGCGACAUGGCGAAUGUGGAGAGUCUAAGGGUGAUGCCGAUGCCGUUGGCGGUUUACACGGAGGGGUAUCCCAAGUACUGGCACGAGAGCGGCAAGGCGCACCGCGUCGCUUUUUUAGUGGCCCAGCAGUGCAACAAGCACAGAUACGCGCUCGGGAAUAUAUUGGAGGAGGCCGAGGCGAAGGGGCUCUUGGAAGACACGGAGUCGGAGUCGGAGUCGGGCGGCGACUAGGGAGUGCGCGCCCGCCCGCGCUUUCCCGUGCUUCUUCGGGGCGUACUAACUUUACUGAACUUAACACAGCCUAUCCCUGCGCGCAGUCGCUCGGCGCCGCCACCGCGACUCAAGAAAUUAAUUUUUCCGCCCCCAAGUACGUCUCGUUGCCCGGUGCCGGUCAGCGUCCGUUAUUCGCGUCGAUGGCGUCACGGUGUCGUCCGCGCAGCACUGGACGCGGACCAGCAGGAGCGCGUCUUCCAGCGCAUCUACGCGUUGUUCGGCUCGCACGCGACCUACGGCGUUUUUGCCGACGUGAUCCCAUUUUUGACCUGGGCUCGCCGGAGGAAAAUUGUCACGGGCAUCAUUAGCAAUGCCGACGAGCGCUAUGGCGACGCGAUCCUGCCGAUGCUGGACUUGUCAGAUCAUCUCGAUUUCACGAUUUUUGCCCGCGACGUCGGAGCGAUGAAGCCCGACCAGCGCAUCUUCGACGUAACGCUCGAAAAAGCCAACGUAGCGAGGGAGGUGCUCUACGGCGCGGGCACUCCGAUCGGCUUCAGCGACGUGCUCCACGUGGGCAACUCGUUCUCGAAGGACUUCGUCGGCGCGCGCGACGCGGGCAUGCGGGCCGUGCUCCUCGACCGCUUCGGCCGUGAGAAUCACGGCGACGAGUUAUCGGCGGAGGGCGCGCGCUGGCGCGAGGGCGGCGCCCCCGUCGUGCGCGACCUCUCGGACGUGCUCGAGCACGUCGCGCGGAGCGACUUCGCGCUCGGCUGCGGCGAGGGCGUGUAA
Pelagomonas calceolata is the source of this 2988-nucleotide messenger RNA. The record is from the annotation of a GenBank genome assembly. Lineage: Eukaryota; Pelagophyceae; Pelagomonadales; Pelagomonadaceae.